Molecule: messenger RNA, 1739 nt
Organism: Exophiala dermatitidis NIH/UT8656
Lineage: Eukaryota; Fungi; Ascomycota; Eurotiomycetes; Chaetothyriales; Herpotrichiellaceae
Exons: 2
Coding region: 320-1075 (251 amino acids)
Source: RefSeq, a predicted model, not a curated record
GGAUACGUUAAGGGUUGUAGCAAACUGAGUUGAUGUGCGGCAAACUAGAUGUAACUUGCCGCUGAACUUUAGGAUUUUAUUCGGGUGGCAUUCGAGUAAGUCUCUACCGCACGGAUCAGUCACACCUAGUCUUUCGUGCCAAAAUUCAGGUGAUUUGUCUGUGAAAUUCAACAUUUCUGUAUCAUAAAGAUGUCAGAUGGAAAUAAAAUCCUCCGAACCAAGGAGAUGUGGUGCUAUCUUCAUUGUGUAGAAUUUUCAUUUUCUCCCUCUACAAGACAACUGGAGUUUCGGAUAUCCACAAGAAGCAACUCAAAUCAGAAUGUCAACAGACGACUCAGAUACAGUUGCAUUCUCGUAUAUUGGCACUGCAGAAACAAUAUUUGAUCUCAAAAUACUUGGGGACUUUUGCGCUACCAAUGCUCCCCGGACGAGACGCGUGGUUCAGGAAGAAUACAACCGGCAGUUCUCAAACGGAGUCAAUUUUACUUUCAUACAGUGCGGAGAGGAUGUUCUCACACCACCAAUGGAUUGGCUGGGAGAUGGUGAAGACGAUGCCGGUACUUUCAAAAUCUUCCGACCUCAAGAAGCUGACAACCCUUAUGUUCAACUCAAAGUCGGCCGGAUAAGCAGAGGGGAGAAAGACUUUGAGCUCCACGUGUUUUACAGGCACUUGAAAGUCACUACUGACUAUAUUGGACUAUUGAAUAUCAUGAUCAAACUGGAUGUGCCGUCCAUUAUCCGAGAAUUGCUCCUUUUCAGAUGUAAGGCACACGCAGCGUUGAGUGAAGUAUACGAAAGUCAUCUCGCACAAGACUCCGUAACUUCUCUAAACCAUUAUCUCCAACAAAUGCGGGAUUUAGAGGGGCUCUUAGGACGGCGAAGCUUCGAAGACGAGACCGCGCUCCUUACCAAAGUUGAAAGUGUCUACAGAUUGUCUGGAAGUAUUCAUUUCCUCAAAGCUUUCGCCUCGGUAUCCACCCCUUGCUCGAAGCCGGCAGGCCGUGAACUUGCCUAUACAAUAAGGGAUGACAAUAUUGUUGACAUGGAUAAUUUGUAUUGUGAAUGGGCCGGAUGAGUUGCACCUAGCGCGAAGUUCCCAAGAACAUAUGAGGGAAAGGGUGCUGGAGGAGACAAUGAACAGGGAAAGGGACCUUGACACAAUGGGUAAGGGAAGGUGUUAGAUGUGCAAUUCUGUCAAGCCCUGACGAUCCGCCCUGACGAUCUUGCUAUUCCGUCAGACUAACCCGCCGACCAUUCCAAGUUUGAUAUUGUCCUCAUGUACAAUCUGAGAAUUUGCAUUCGAUAUUCUCUAUUCUAUGCAAGAUCGCGGGACCCUGAGGCAUAUCGAUUUAAUCAAAAACAAGUCCAGGCAAAGAUGAGCCUGACAGCAGUUCUCAGGGUAUAACAAUCCCUCGGGGAUUUCCAGGGUUGCUUCUAGCAGAGACAUAUAGAUGUCCACAAGUUUCAAGAUUGCAGCGUGACAGAUUCUUCAAUUCGAUCAAUUCGACCACUGAGUUGUGGUGUUGCGGAACGAGACAUGCCCCCGGACCCAACAUAUCCGACAGAGGGACCCAAGCUUCGAGAGCACUGCUGGACGAACGACAGCGGAAAGUUCGGCAAACAUGGAGAGCCCAUUCCGUGCCCUCCAAAGAUUGAUGCCUACAUUGGUUACUUCUAUAGUAUGCUGGCAGUGUGAUCAUCGUUUGAGAUAAUGUGUUAAAACAAGAAUGUGAUUCGGC